Messenger RNA from Bipolaris maydis ATCC 48331, 1080 nucleotides. RefSeq lists its product as uncharacterized. The record is from RefSeq and is a predicted model, not a curated record. Lineage: Eukaryota; Fungi; Ascomycota; Dothideomycetes; Pleosporales; Pleosporaceae.
AUGGCUUCAUGUCGAAGCAACAUAUUUUGGAGGGCAACUCAAUUCUUUGCAGAACGGCUCGGAAGUCGUCGAGGAAGAUUGAAUUAUUUGGUUCGAGCAGUCCAAGCGCUAGUGGAAGCACCGGAGCUAGCGCCAGAUUUUGCGCAGAACAUGUGGGAAUCGAGAUCCGCAAUUUUUAAAAAACCAAGCAUAUCCAAUACCAAAGCUCGACUUCGAAGUUUAUAUGACGGCCAUCGGAAGAUUAAGAGAGCAAGGGAGCAAUAUUCCUAUGCAGCUCGCUUUUGCUAUAUCUACUUGGAACACGAUUUAGACCAGCUUUCCAAAUCUCAGGAUCUUGUCCUUUCUCAAGGACGUGGCAAGAUCACCGCAGCCUUUGAAUUACAAGCAGAAAUACUUUCCACGAGUGUUGAGGUAGUAAAGUCAGAGAGGAAAGCAGGCCGCGGCUAUCUACAGCUUCUGAUCGAGGGCGGACCCGGAUUUAUACUUCGCCUUGGUUGUAACGUGUCCACUAUCUGGGAACGAAAGUUGAGCAAUACAGACAUUCGCCUCAUCAUCGAUUUCCUGAAGGCAAAAGCUCCCGCUCUGCACAAAGACAUCAUAUCGUACAAUGAAGCAGCCACUAGAGCACUCCUCGAUGGCUUCAUCGCGUACGGUUGGUCACGAGGAGAGAUCUUGAAGUCACAUUCUGCCUUAUUCAGCAGAUUGAGAGAAUUCGUUGAUCUCGAGGACAUGCUACAAUCUGCGCCAAGAUACGGACCGCCUCAAAGCCCAGGAGGCACUCUGUCGGGAAUGAGGACGCCAGAGACCUUGGACGACCGAGAUUUUUGCAGCUUGACAGAAGGUAUAUAUGGUACCCCACAUUCCGAUCCAUCUUUUUCAACUCUCGAUCGUACUCUGAGGUCAUCAAGUUGUACUUCUGGACUUGAGGCCAUAAAUACCCUAAGCCAGAUAACAGAUGAGGAGUUAGAAUCACUUUUGUGUACGGAAUUGGAGUAUUCCGCUGAAACAUAUUGCACAACUGGGAGUGCAAACUCAAGCAAUCUGUCUAUGUGGCACGACAUGUCACCAAACGUCUUGUAA